AGCAUUCCAAGGAGUAAUAGAGAGCAAAUGCCGCAGGAUCGUCUAUCUUCACUCUGGCUAUCUUAGAUCUCCGAUUGCAUUGAAUUUUUUUGAUCUCCAGAGCCCAUCUCUAAUCAGGUAUAGAGAUGGGUUUGGAGGAACAAGGAAGGGCGAGAGAAGACACACCUCUUCUUGGUAAAGGAAGACCAUUGUCGAGCAAGUUCAAGACUUUCGCUAAUGUCUUCAUUGCUAUCGUUGGUGCUGGUGUCCUUGGUCUUCCUUACGCCUUCAAACGAACCGGAUGGCUCAUGGGUUUGCUUACGCUCUUUUCCGUCGCUGCUUUGAUCAACCAUUGCAUGAUGCUUCUUGUUCAUAUCCGUCGCAAGCUUGGUGUCUCCAAUAUCGGAUCUUUUGGGGACCUUGGUUUCGCUGCCUGCGGCAAUCUCGGGAGGUUCGUCGUCGACAUUCUUAUUAUUUUGUCUCAGGCUGGGUUUUGUGUUGGAUACCUUAUCUUCAUCGGUAAUACUUUAGCUAAUCUCUCUAAGCCAACCAAGAGUACGACUUUGAUGAGUCUGAGGCAUUUAAUGGGUGUGUCUCCUAAGAGUCUCUACAUAUGGGGAUGUUUUCCGUUUCAGCUGGGUUUGAAUUCUAUUAAGACACUCACUCACUUGGCUCCUCUGAGCAUAUUUGCUGAUGUGGUCGAUUUGGGUGCAAUGGCGGUGGUGAUUGUGGAGGACAUCAAGAUUACGGUGGUGCAAAGGCCUCAAGUUGUCGCCUUUGGUGGCAUGUCUGUGUUCUUCUAUGGUAUGGGAGUGGCUGUUUACGCCUUUGAAGGGGUUGGAAUGGUUUUGCCUCUUGAAUCCGAGACUAAGGAUAAGGACAAGUUUGGCAAAGUGUUGGCACUCAGCAUGCUAUUCAUUGCAGUGAUGUAUGGAUCUUUUGGUGUGUUAGGCUACAUGGCUUUUGGGGAUGAUACAAUGGAUAUAAUCACAGCUAACUUAGGGGCAGGAGUGGUGAGCAGUCUUGUGCAGCUGGGGCUCUGUAUCAACCUUUUCUUCACCUUUCCCUUGAUGAUGAACCCUGUGUUUGAGAUUGUGGAGAGACGUUUCUGGAGUGGAAUGUACUGCGUCUGGCUCAGAUGGCUGCUCGUCUUGGCAGUGACUUUGGUGGCUCUCUUGGUGCCAAACUUUGCUGAUUUUUUGUCAUUGGUUGGCAGCAGCGUCUGUUGUGCGUUGGGCUUUGUGUUGCCUUCUUUGUUUCAUCUGAUGGUCUUCAAAGACGAAAUGGAGUGGAAGCAACGAGCUUUAGACGUGGGGAUCCUGCUGCUGGGUGUCAUUCUUGGUGUCUCAGGUACUUGGAGUUCUCUGACUGAGAUCUUCCAAGAGUAGGUAGGUGAAAGAAAUUGGACACAUUGUUUCUUUUGUUGGAAUUAAGGGGAAUGUUAUAGGCCGUUGCAGCAACCUUUGUAUGCAACACCUCCAUGUGUCAUCUCCUAAAGUCAAGAAAACAUUAAAAAAACAAGGAAACUAGCAAAAUGAGAACAAACUUGUACCAAUUUUCAGAUGUUCAGAAAAUAUUCAACUCACUUCGGCUGCUAUUCUUUGAAUCCAGUUUUCAGUUAUAAGCUUUAACCUAUGUAAUAAAUGGCUCCACAACAAAAUGCAAAACGAAAUAUUCAUAGUAUCUCAAAAUAGUUUUUUUUGGUGACUUCUAAAAUCACACAACUUUCAGAAGAAGAAUAACGAAACAUA
This is a messenger RNA of Arabidopsis thaliana (thale cress), 1730 nucleotides long. Its product is annotated as Transmembrane amino acid transporter family protein. The record is from RefSeq and is marked reviewed. Gene Ontology annotation, biological process: L-alpha-amino acid transmembrane transport. Bases 126 to 1367 code for a protein of 413 amino acids. Lineage: Eukaryota; Viridiplantae; Streptophyta; Magnoliopsida; Brassicales; Brassicaceae. Gene Ontology annotation, cellular component: vacuolar membrane. The transcript has a single exon.